Molecule: messenger RNA, 2119 nt
Organism: Hordeum vulgare subsp. vulgare (domesticated barley)
Lineage: Eukaryota; Viridiplantae; Streptophyta; Magnoliopsida; Poales; Poaceae
Product: serine/threonine-protein kinase BLUS1-like
Exons: 16
Coding region: 243-1808 (521 amino acids)
Biological process (GO): protein phosphorylation
Molecular function (GO): ATP binding; protein serine/threonine kinase activator activity; protein kinase activity
Source: RefSeq, a predicted model, not a curated record
CCCGUGUUCUUCCUUCUUCCUCCCCCCACCGGCCAGCCAACCAUCCCACCUUUCCCCCUCACGAGAAAGCGCGCCUGCCUCCUUAUAACAUUUCCUUCAUCCACAGCCGGCCAUGGCCCGUCGACCGAGCCCGUCAGAUCCACGCAACCGAGAGGCCGAAUUAGUCGACUAGUCUCUUGUUGUCCUAGGGUUCAUAUCAAAAUCGCCUUGACCAAUCCCGGGCGUCCUCCACAUUCGCCCCAAUGGGGUCCAAGGGGAAGCGCGGGGACGGAGGGGUGUCGUCGCCGAGGUCGAGGAAGGGGGAGUUUCCCAUCCGGGCGGAGGAUUACGAGCUGAUGGAGCCAAUUGGCGACGGCGCCACUGCCGUGGUCCGCCGCGCCCGGUGCCUCCCGCUCGGCGGCGAGGUCGUCGCCGUCAAGAUUAUGAACCUCGCCCUCCGCUCCGAGGCCGACGUUAACAAUGCUUCUGAAGAGGUCAAGACCAUGAUCCUGACGGACCACCCCAACCUCCUCAGCGCCUACUGCUCCUUCACCCAGGACGAGAACCUGUGGAUCGUCAUGCCCUACAUGGCCGGGGGCUCCUGCUUCCACCUCAUGAAAUCCUCCUUCCCCAAAGGGUUCGAGGAGGAGAGGUUCAUAGCCUUCGUGCUGCGUGAGACGCUCAGAGGCCUCGAGUACCUGCACGGCAAAGGCCACAUACACCGGGACGUCAAGGCUGGAAACAUAUUGCUUGAUCAGCACAAAGGAGUGAAGCUUGCGGAUUUCGGAAUCAGCGCCAGCGUAUACGACUCGAUGAUCAACAGGAACGGCAAAAGGCACACGCUUGUCGGCACGCCUUGCUGGAUGGCACCUGAAGUGAUGGAGCAAAAGGAAUACGAUUUCAAGGCAGACAUCUGGUCUUUCGGAAUAACUGCACUAGAACUUGCUAAUGGCCACGCUCCUUUUUCUAGUCAACCUCCAGCGAAGGUCUUUCUUAUGACGUUACAGCAUGCUCCUCCAUCUCUUCACAAUACAAAGGACAAGAAAUUUUCAACUUCAUUUAAGCGAAUGAUUGGUGCAUGUUUGAUAAAAGAUCCAUCCAAGAGGCCAACUGCACGAAUGUUACUGGAACUUCCGUUCUUCAAAAAAGUGAAGUCUGAGGAUAAUCAUGUAAAAUGCAUGCUAAAUAAAGUGCCAUCUUUGGUUGCUAGGGUGCAAACUAUAAAGGAGAAUGAAGCAAAGUUGCAAGCAGAGAAGAAACCACAUGAUAAAAUCAAAGAGAAGACAUCACAUGAUGAAUAUUGGAGAGGUAUUAGUCAGUGGCACUUUGAUAUCGAGGACUUGAAAGCCCAAGCUAAAUUGUACUCGGAGGAGAAUGAUAGUGACGGAGAAGAGUAUUUGCAUUUCCUAUUUGAACUUGAUACCGUGGAUGAAACUGUUCCGCUUAAAGAUGUCCAUCGGCAAAAGCAUAUUGUAGGUAAUGAAAUAACAGAAAUGCCAAGCUCAACAACUCCAGUACCGAUACCUCAGAGUGGGAAACAACUUGAGAAUGGAGGCCCUAAUGGCCUUGUGCGCCAUGAGUCAUUUGAACGACAUUCAAAAGUACCUACCAAGCAACUUUCAAGAGCAGUUUCCAAUGCCACGGGUAUUGAUGAAUAUCUAGAAAAAACAACCAUUCAAAAGGGCCGCUUUAAAGUAACAAUGGAAGAAACGGAAGUAUCUACACCGAGGGAGAAGGAACUACUCGAACGUAUUGCAUGUUUAGAGAGGAUGCUCCAGGUUACCCAAGAUGAGAUUGUGAAGCUUAAAGAAAAGGAUGCAAAAGGGUAAUUACGUUGCUCUUCAUGUUUUCUGGCAGAGGCAAAAGGAGCAGUGCCAUGCAUCCAACAAAAUAGCAAAGUACAAGCGAUGUAGUUACUUAAGGUCGUUUUCAUAGCUAGGGAAGAGUUGCAAAUUUGUGCAGAUCUUAUUGUCAUAAGAAUCUAUGGUUCCAACUUCUUAAAGUGCUUCUCGGUAGAUUCGUAGUGCAUCGGAAAUAGAUAGUGUUUCUAGGUGAGAUCCAAUGUGGUAGUUUACAAACCAAUUGUGUGUGAUGUAUUUACACUACAAACUUGAAGCAUGAGAAUUUUCCUGGUAAUUUA